UUUACUAGUAGAAAGCAAUCAAUAGUAAAACAUGGAUCGGCUUGUAAUUCGUGGGGUCCCACGGGGAAGUAUGGUCGAGUUCCAGAACGACCCAAUCUAUGUGAACAACCUGACUGAUGGGAACAGGGUAAUAUUUCCAAACUAAGUAGGAAUGUGAAGAACAAAAGAAGUUGUUGCACAGCACUGAACAAAGGAAUGUGAUUCACCAUUUGCCAACCGAGACUGAAGCUUGCCUACUCCAACGACAAGAAAUACACACGGGAUGUCUCGCCGGUGACCCCGAUGUUAUUCAGCCAUGAAUCUUUCACUCUGUCAUCAGUCCCCUGUUAAGAACCUACACAGGCAAUAUAAGCCAAAGUUGAACGACCCGCGUGGCAGUGGAACUGCAGAAUAAAAGCUGCGCUUGACUCCCGAGAGACAGGUGAUAGUCGCUCUGUCACUGUGGAGAACCAGACUUGGGACGAUCAUGAAACUCCUACUGUGUAUCGCUCUGCUGCUGCUCGCUGCUCAGCUGUCGGAAUCCUUUUGCUCAUCGACUCAACGGACACCACGGGAUGGGUCGAGUUUAUCGGAGCAGCCCUGCAUUGACCCACUCGACGGGUCGUCGUACCCAGUAGGAGAAACAUGGAUAGACGCCGACUGCAUGAGAUGCACCUGCCGUGUUAAUGCUAUUGAAUGCUGUGCGACGUACGUCAAACCACUUGGCUACUCCGAAGAUUGUGAGGCAAAGUUCAAUUGCCGAGAGUGUCGGUUUCGAGUCUACCGGAAGGACAACCCGGCUAUUGAAUGUUACUUCCCCGGAUCUGUUGGAAAAUGAGCUGG
This is a messenger RNA of Hypanus sabinus (Atlantic stingray), 822 nucleotides long. Its product is annotated as beta-microseminoprotein-like. The transcript is spliced from 4 exons. NCBI's taxonomy places the organism in Eukaryota, Metazoa, Chordata, Chondrichthyes, Myliobatiformes, Dasyatidae. The coding region runs from base 467 to 817 and encodes 116 amino acids. The record is from RefSeq and is a predicted model, not a curated record.